Molecule: messenger RNA, 2331 nt
Organism: Salvelinus fontinalis (brook trout)
Lineage: Eukaryota; Metazoa; Chordata; Actinopteri; Salmoniformes; Salmonidae
Product: myocyte-specific enhancer factor 2D homolog
Exons: 13
Coding region: 528-2243 (571 amino acids)
Biological process (GO): cell differentiation; positive regulation of transcription by RNA polymerase II
Molecular function (GO): protein dimerization activity; DNA-binding transcription factor activity, RNA polymerase II-specific; RNA polymerase II cis-regulatory region sequence-specific DNA binding
Source: RefSeq, a predicted model, not a curated record
GUAAAUUGUGCACUAGGUACACUGUAUCGUUUGGCUGAACUGAAUAGUUACAUUUUACGUUAAACGGAAAAGGCUAGAGUGGAUUUCUCUAAAGAGACAUCGAUCAUGAUUAUAGCGCUUUGUUUUUUCAUUACGUUUCUAUUUUAAACCAUUCCUGUAUCUUUUCACACCAUUGUCGGUGUGAUAUUUCAGGGAGUGACAUCGUCCACACCACAACAACGGUCGAGAAACUGGUGACCUUUUGACCUGAGUGAACAAUGAACUGAGGGCAACCCCCCCCAACCCACCCCUACCCCUCCCCCCACCCCCUCUCCACCAGCUCUAGCAACAGAAAACCCUCUGCCCCAUCACCCCAGACCUGGGCAGAGGAGUGUGUGUGUGUGCGUGCGACUGCGUGUGGCGUGUGUUUUCUGAGUCUGCCCGUGCUCCAGAAAGAGCAAAUAGGCUAACCUCCCCCCUUGCCUGAGAGGAGGCACUUCUGACCCUGUUUGACUGACCCCAGCCAACAGUCACCACCACCAGGAAGCAUGGGGAGGAAGAAGAUUCAGAUCCAACGGAUCACCGAUGAGAGGAACAGACAGGUGACGUUCACCAAGAGGAAGUUUGGCCUGAUGAAGAAGGCGUAUGAGCUGAGCGUGCUGUGUGACUGUGAGAUCGCCCUCAUCAUCUUCAACCACUCCAACAAGCUGUUCCAGUACGCCAGCACCGACAUGGACAAGGUCCUGCUCAAAUACACCGAGUACAACGAGCCCCACGAGAGCCGGACCAACGCUGAUAUCAUCGAGACGUUGCGAAAGAAAGGCUUCAGCGGUUGCGAAAGUCCCGAGCCGGACGGCGAGGACUCCAUCGACCAGAGCCCCCUGAACGACGACAAAUACCGCAAGACCACCGAAGACCUAGACAUUCUCUUCAAGCGCUACGGUGUAAGUUCUUCGGUCCCGCCCCCCACAUUCUCUGUGCCCGUCACCGUCCAGGCCUCUAAUCAGAACGCAUUGCAGUUCAGUAACUCUGGGAACGCCAUGGUGACCACCUCCUACGUGACGUCGUCAUCGCUCUCUGACAACCACCACCUGUCACCCCAGCCACCGGCGCUCCAGAGAAACACAGUAUCUCCCGGGUUGCCACAGCGACCGGCCAGCGCAGGUGCUAUGCUCGGAGGUGACUUGAACAACUCAAAUGGUGGCUGCCCAAGUCCAGUCCCUAACGGUUACAUCAGUGCCAGGGCCUCCCCGGGCCUCCUCUCGGGGUCCAACGGCAACAGCCUGGGGAAAGUAGUUCCGGCCAAGUCCCCACCUCCGCCUCAGAGCCCACAGAUGGUCAACAGCCGCAAGCCAGACAUCCGGGUAAUCACCACUCAGGGUGGGAAGAGCCUGAUGCAGAUGACAGAUGAUGAGCUGGAGAUGGUGAGCGAGAAUGCCCAGCGUUUGGCCGGUGCACAAGUGACCCAGAUGCUCACCACACCGGUGGUCUCCGUGACAACGCCCAGCCUCCUGGCGCAGGGGAUGCCCUUCUCCGCCAUGCCAACAGCUUACAACACAGAAUACCAGCUGACGAGCGCUGACAUCACCGCUCUCCACGCCCUGGCGUCACCAGGCGGCCUGCUGCAAGGCAACGCUCCAUGGCAACAGUCUUUAUCCCAGCAGCAGCAGCAACAUCAACAACAGCAACAACUUAGUCUGGCGUCGCUUAGCAACUUGGUCAUGUGGGGCAUGGACAAACAGAGCGGGGAAUUGUCUAGCCAGAUCUCCAGUCUGGCAGCCAAUCUGAGCGCCUCGCAGUCCAACCUCCUCUUGGGUAGAGAUGAGUGGUUGGGCCGGCCGGUGGGCCACAUACCUCAGAGCGCCAUGCUGACUGUCAACACCAACUCCAAUGUGAGCAUCAAGUCUGAACCCAUCUCGCCCGGCCGAGACCGCCGCUCACCGUGCCCCCCGCCGUCCUCCUCUGGAGGGGGCAUCCAGACGACCGUGCCCCCGCCACAGUACCCUGGUUCCCUACUGUGCCUGGAGCCACCAACCGGCCGUUCCCCCGCCCACAGCCUCAGCAGCAACGGCAGCUCCUACGACGGCAAUGACCGGGAUGACCCUGGGGCAGGCGGAGGCAUUGGCGGAAGUGCAGCGGGCAACCGUGGCCGUUCCCUGCCUCCUGACUUCAGCCCUUCGGUGGAGCUCCUGCGGGCCCAGAAUGAGGUGGAGCAGGAGGGGGCCAACAUCAAACGCAUGAGACUCGACGCGUGGGUCACAUAGAGGCCACGCCGCCAACGUCAUCGACCCCUGAAGCACCCCGAACACAGACCCCUCCCCCAACACACACUGAACCCCCCCCCCCCCCCCC